This is a messenger RNA of Closterium sp. Yama58-4, 2307 nucleotides long. NCBI's taxonomy places the organism in Eukaryota, Viridiplantae, Streptophyta, Zygnematophyceae, Desmidiales, Closteriaceae. The record is from the annotation of a GenBank genome assembly.
AUGGAGGGUGAUCUUACAUCGGAGCACAUGGAGCAGCUAAUAGCGGAUGGAAUGGCAGGCGGUACUAGUGAUCAGCGUUGCGGUCGCGGUGGCGCUUCAGAAGACAAGCGUCUCUCUGGGGCCACAGACGACUCUGCAGUCCACGUUGACGUAGACGGAGCGGACGUGGCAGCGUCCGACGAGGAGGCGUUCAACGCGAGCAGUGGUUGUGAUUGUGUAGAGGAAUGCACAGGGGGUGACACUAUCGAGUUCCAGGUCACCUUCCGCGGGCAGCGCGUUCCCUUGCGCAUGCACCCGCGCUCCCCGCUGCUUGCGCUCUCCGCGUGCCUGUGCGCGAAACUGGCGGUCGAUCCCGCCACGCUGAAGCUCAUGGUCCGCGCGCGCGCGCACUUGUCACAAUUCCGCGACCCCAGCCACGACGCUGCGACGGCGUCUGCUGCCAAGUCGCAGGCGACGCCGUCCCUCCUGCGACUGAGCGACCCACCCGUCCAUCACCGCGCGCUCAGCGACGCGGGAAUCGCGCACGGCUCGCAGAUCACGCUGCUGGCUUCCACCGUCGCUGACGUGGCGGCGAUGUCCGCGCUACAGGCGGGCCCGCAGGCCGCCGCGUCGCAGCGCGUGAUUGGAUUCGAGGAGGAGAUCGAGCGGGCCAUACGGCGCGGCGCGGCGGACGUAAGCGGGGGAAGCGAGCAUGUCAGGAAGGAGGGUGUUGCUCUGCCCAAGGGCCCUUACACCUUCCACGACUUCCGCACGUGGCAGCUUCCUGGAAGCGAGAUGCGCCCUCCUGUGUCUGAGGCGUUGGCAUUGCUGCACCGCCUAGCAGCCGACCCGGGGAUAGUGGCCGUCAUGCACAAGCACCGCUGGUCUGUGCGCUUAUUGAGUGAGUUGCCUCCAGAGGGACUCGUGGGAGUGUCGCCCGUGUGCCUGCUGGGCUUCAACAAGAACCGCGGAGAGGAGGUGUGUCUGCGGCUGCGUACGGACGACCUCAGGGGCUUCCGCAAGUACCUCGCCAUCCGCCGCACCCUCAUUCACGAACUCGCGCACAUGGAGGUGGACGAGCACAACGCGCAGUUCAAAGCACUCGAUAGCCAGUUGAGCAAAGAGGUGGAGGCGUCAGACUGGACUCGCUCCGCCUCGCACUCUACAGCUGCCUCCACCUCCGCCGCCUCCCCCUCCCUCGCUCACCUUCUCUCCAACCCGCCUCCCUCGUCCUCGCAUUCGCGCGGCUCUACUGCUGCGCCUCGCACUCUGCUGCCCUUGGUACCAGUGGCACCAGCAGCUGCAGCGGCGGCGGCAGCAGCAGAGGCGAGAGCGCAGGCAGCACUUGCAGCGGCAGCAAGAGGAGGAGAAGUAGGAGCACCUGCAGCAGCACCAGCAGAUUCCACGAAAGGAAGGCCACAAUCAUCCGCAGCAGCAGCAGGAGAAGCAGAAGCAGGUGGCACAAGAGACGGGAAGAGGACGAGAGAGUCAGCGCAGGAAAGGACAAGAGAAGCCAGUCAUUGUGAGGAUACUGGGCGGCAGAGUGGGUGCGUGCCAGCGGAAGAUUCCUGUGCUACGCUAGAAUGUGAUCGUGCAGGGCAUACAGCGAGCACUCUGGUGCAGCCCUGGGUGCAAAGUGAUGCCACCAGUACCGGCAGCAGCAGGGAUGCAGGCAGUGAGCUUGGGAGUAAGGAUGGAGGUAGGAUUGAAGAUCGUGGUGCCGGUGGAGGUGGGAACACGAGUACAGCUACAGGAACAGAAGCAGCAGAUUUAGGGGCAGCAGCAGAAGCAGCGGCAGCAGGACCAGAGACAGCUGCUGCAGCAGCGGCGGCAGCAGCAGCGGGAGCACGAGUGGCAGCAGCAACAGCAGCAGCAGCAGAAGCAGGAGCAUCAGCAUCAGGGAAUGGAAGCAGUGGAGAGGAGGGCAUGGACAUGGCAAUAGCCAUAGGGGAGGAGGUGGCGCAUGUGCAUGCAGCAUCACAUGAGGCAUCACACAGGCUGGUGGCACUGAGGGAGCAGCUGCGGCAGGAGGUGCGGGACUCACAGGAGUUCCACACCGCUCUCACCACGCUCUCGCGCAUUGUCAACAACGCCAGACAACACCCCCAUGAUACCAAGUACCACCGCAUUAGACCAGCCAAUCCCAAGUUCCACAGCUUUGUCGGCAGGUUCACAGUGGCAGUGGCCAUUCUGGAGGCAGCAGGGUUCCGCAGGGUGAAGGAGAGUAGGGAUGCAGGAGGAAAUGCAUCUGAGGAAGUGCUACUGCUGCGCCGCUUUGACCCUGUGCUCUUGUGGCUCACAGCGGACGUGCUGGAGGCUGCUUCUUGA